UUAUUGUUUUGGCACUGGCAAAGUUGUCCAGCUGUAAGCCAUUUUGGGCUAAUUUUACAUUUUACCUAGUUUUCCACUUUCUCCAAAGUAAAAAUGUGGAUAUGUGAGUUGUAAAACAAUAUAUUGUUCAUACACACUGGGCACGCGGAUGCGAUUCAAACGUGAACAUCACUGUGAGGAACCGAGUCCAAAGCUUUGGAGUUGACUCUCGAUUCCACAAUAUAUUUGAAAUCGAGGAAUCGAUUCUUUUUGGGAUCGACUCCCACCCCUGGUAUGAGCGCCAGUCGGUGAUAAUUCAGACCUCAGAAAACGGAUUGCUGUAAAUUGCGAGGGAAAUUAGAAAGCAGCAGAGCAAACAGGUGGCUGAAAUGGAUUCAGAAAGCAAUGUCAGGAAGAAGAUGUCUGACUUAUACGCCAAAUAUUCUGAGAAACCAUGGAGUGAGACCUUUCAGCUGGUGCGUAGGUGCAUGGACAAAAGUAGAACAGACACUAAGCCCCGUGAGACCAUUAUGAAAUGCAUGCAGAAACUUCAGGAAGCUCUGAAUGUGAGCUCUGUGAAUGCCAUGGUGUCCAGGCUGGAGAUGAUUGCCAAACAGAGAGGACUGGGUUCCCACCAGAGUCCCACAGAGACAGCAUGCUAUCUGACAGCAGAUCUGUUCUACCUGGAGGUGCUCCUGCUGCCUGGGGGAGGGGUGGAGGACGUGAAGGUAGCCCAGCAUGGUGAAGCUCCUGAGUCAAAUGUGUCACUCCUUCAACUGCUAAGGAUGAAGAAGUUUGAGGAAUUUUCAGUCAAGCUGGAUGACCUGGCUUCUCUCUACAACGUACCAGGAGACAGCGAUACAAAGAUAAAGGUAUAUAUGUCCCUUCAGCAUCUGCAGAAAGACCUACUCAAGAUAUCCAAUUUACCAAGACAUUUGAUAGAGAGUGAUGUGCAAGUUGACAUGGUUCUGAAUGGCAGAAUUGGGAGCAUCAUGUCUUGCAGAGAAGGACACCCAAUGAGCAUCCAGUACUACACCAGCCCCUCAGACAUUCUGAUGGAGAUGUUUCGUCCAGGUGAAAGCAGCCGUGGUCAGGCUGCCAUGGUAGUGGUGGGUGCCAGUGGCACUACACACAGGUUGCAGAUGGAGUCUUUGAUCCCCACUCCCCCUCAAGUGGAUUCGGUGGGGCUCCCUGUGUUCAGGCCACUGUCUGAAACAAGCUCUGAGCUCCUGCCAGCCUUCUUCCUUCUCAAGCUCCAGCCACCACUGCCCACGCUCAACUCCUUUAUCCACAAGAUGAGCCAAAUCACAGAUGUUACACCAGAGACUGACCUGCAGGGGGAGCCCCUAUUCCAGCUGAUAAAGCAGGAUGGACUGGAGGAAAAGAACUGUAAGACGUCAGGUGAUGGAAAGGAUGUUCACUUUCUUAAGACUCUUCCUGAUGCUGAGCUUCACAACUAUGUGUUCGGUGAUGCUGAAUGGAAGUGUGACUCAUGGAAAGGAGCUAUAAUUCACACAGUUCCCUUCACCCAUCCUGCCCACGUGCCUGCCUUAUUGGAGCUCCUUCGCCAUCAGUCAGUCAUCAAUGUCCUCUUAGCAAGCUGCAUUUCCAGCCAUGAGCACCAACCAGGUAUAGCAUCUGACCUCAACUGUGAAAUUCUCCCGGAGUCUGACUGCAGCUUUUCUGUGGCCUUCAGCCUCCUGGACAGUGACUCUCUGGCAGUUUUGAUGAUUUCUGUGGUGGAUUGUCGCCAAGUGCACUGCAGGCUCCUAAUGGCAGGUUUAGUGGAUCACUCUCUAGAUAACUACGCCUCCAGAGUCCUUACACGAUGUUUAUCCAUCCCCAUCACUAUAAGAGCCAUACGGAAGAGGAUGGCCAGUAUGAGGUCUCCAGCCUGCCUGAUCUCUGAGCCUGCCUCUGUUCUUACGGUUGAAAGUCCCUCCACGAUUCAUCAUGCAGUAGACAGCAUCCCAGCCACAAUCCCCACUGCCCUGCUCUCACCUGAGCCCAUGGAGGAGGAUGGCCUCCCCUCUCCUCCUGGACACUAUGUCAUGUCUGUUGCUGCUGCUCCGGUGGUUGAUAUUAAUACAGAUGCGGUUGCUAAUCUCCCCUGUGCCUCUGUGGAUGUCUAUUCACACUGGGUGGCCAGCAGCCUCCCAGCAGAGCUGACUUAGAGGAGUGGAUUAGGUUGAGUUGUUUUUAGAAGCUUUUGUAGAGUCAUUUGUUUUUUUUUUAAGUUAAAACAUUUAAUAAAGAUAAUAGUCUUAAUCUGAUUCAUUACUAGAAAUGUACACUCCACACUGCUGAAGUUUGGGGACACCUUGCCCUUUUUUUGAUACUGUAACUUUUCAAUUAAAUAAGGAUUUAUUAACAUAAACUAGCUUUUUAUAGAUACUAGAUAUAUUUUGCAGCACUCCAGUUCAUGCUCAAAUAUCUGAAAUGUUAUAUCUGAAAAGAGAUGUGCUGCCAUCACAACAGUGGGAUAGAAAUUGGGUUUGGCAUUAUUAUCUAAGUAGAACUUUUUUCAACUGGUCCUCCAAAUUUUGCAAUUUAAUGACGAAAACUGUAAAAAAUCUACACAGCUUUCUAUUUGAUAUGUGAAGUCCUCAUUCUUUAAACAUUUUGAAAGCUAGGUUCCCCUACAUUUUUGAUGAAGUGUAUAUCAUUUGAAUGUCUUUGCAAGUACAAGGCAUCGGUUUGUCUCAGUAUAGCAUAGAUGAGCAUCAGUACAUCAUUAUAUGGUCUAUCGGAGUUCUUUAUUUUUUACAUUAUUUGUUUAUGAAGUCACUAUGGAGUUAAAAAAAACACCUACUGGAUCCUAAUUUUCAUGUGUUAAAGGUGCAUUUCAGCCAAAAUGAAAAAAUGGAACCAUCACUAAAUCUGUUGUGAACAUGUCUAACUCCUACAGUGGGGUCUUGCGAGUAUGCUCCAGUUUAAAGACUAAGAAACUCUCUUCUAAUCAUGUAUCUUGAAGGUUGGAGGAACUUUUGAAAAGGUUCUACUGCUUUUGGGCAGGUAGAGGGCAAUUUGAUUGAAUUGUUUUCCUACUCACUGGCUAAUGUAGAAGGAAGCCAGCUAACUGUCCUUACCACUACGAAGCCAAAUAUCACCAGAAGGAUCCCAGUGACACAACAGUGUAUAUGUGUAAUGCAUGCUAAGUCUUAUAGUAGGAAAACACUGACGGAUGGAAACGAAACAAAAGGAUGCAAGCUUGUGAACUCUAGGAUGAGGGAUGCAAUGCUGCACUACAGAGUAGCAUAACUUUUUUUUUCUUGAUAAGUCUCAUAUCUAAGGCCCUAAACCAGAGAUGGGGAACUUGGGUCCUGGAGGGCUGGACUCCUGCUCAGUUUGACAAUCGUUCUGCUCAAACACACCUGAUUUAACGGGUUGCCAGGUUGAGUAGGUGUGAUUGAGCAGGGAAAUUGUCAAACUGUGUUGGAUUCUGGGCCUUAAUUCCACUCUUGCCCUAAAGAGAGGAAGUAGAUAGCAUUCUUGGGUUGCAUACCGCUGAAGCAGAGCGUUUGGCUGUUAAGGGUUUCUGGGGCUUGGCAUUUGACCCUGUCCCAGACAGCCAGCACACCACUGAUUGGUACCAUGUGAGCCAAAUAAACAAGUAAAACGUGGUCACUUCUGCUAGUGUUUUCUCAAACCCACUCCCAGAAAAAUGUCUCUUAGACAUUAGACAUGCUCCCCGAAUUGAGUUCAGGCCUGAAUGAAUGAUUCACUGUGUUUGUCCAGAAAUAUUUAUAAAGUUCAGAAAUUUUGUGGUUUGGCCUUUUUACAAUGCACUCCUUGUGUAA
Messenger RNA from Pygocentrus nattereri (red-bellied piranha), 3779 nucleotides. RefSeq lists its product as uncharacterized. Lineage: Eukaryota; Metazoa; Chordata; Actinopteri; Characiformes; Serrasalmidae. Gene Ontology annotation, molecular function: nuclear vitamin D receptor binding; nuclear thyroid hormone receptor binding; nuclear retinoic acid receptor binding. Gene Ontology annotation, cellular component: mediator complex. Gene Ontology annotation, biological process: regulation of transcription by RNA polymerase II; cellular response to thyroid hormone stimulus. The record is from RefSeq and is a predicted model, not a curated record.